AUGGCACCCUUGAAAAUUAUUGGAGCAGGAUAUGGAAGAACAGGCACGCACUGCGCUCAAUAUACUCGGGUACGUUUCUUAGUACACUACACAACCCAUCACAUGAAAUCAUACAAUGAAGAGGGCGGGCGUACAGAGAUGUUUACUGAAGCCUACGAGGAUCCAGAGAAAGCUGUUCAUUGGGAUUUUAUAUACGACGGAUUUGAUGCGGCUGUAGAUUGGCCUACAUGCUCCUUUCUUGAGCCAUUGAUGCAAAAAUAUCCCGACGCCAAAGUGAUCUUGACGGUACGGGAUCCUAAUAGCUGGUACCAGUCAAUGAGAAACACUAUUUUCCUCAUACACAAUGCCUCACGCCGUGAUCCAAGCAGGCAAAAUAAACCCAAAGUCAACAUGGUUGGGAAAAUCAUCCUGGAUGGUGCAUUCGAUAACCCUGACCUGUUCAACGAUGAAGUUGCAUUGAAAGCCAAGUUUGUAAAGCACAACGAGCGUGUCAAGCGUAUCGUCCCCAAAGAGCGUCUGCUAGUCAUGCAACUCGGUGAAGGAUGGGAUCGACUCUGCGAUUUUUUGGACGUGCCUGUGCCGUCGAAUGUAGACUACCCCAAUGUAAACAAAACAUCGGAUAUGCGCAAAAGGUUUCCCGAGCUGACUUUUCCUUAA
This is a messenger RNA of Zychaea mexicana, 657 nucleotides long. Its product is annotated as P-loop containing nucleoside triphosphate hydrolase protein. The transcript has 3 exons. NCBI's taxonomy places the organism in Eukaryota, Fungi, Mucoromycota, Mucoromycetes, Mucorales, Lichtheimiaceae. The record is from RefSeq and is a predicted model, not a curated record. Bases 1 to 657 code for a protein of 218 amino acids.